AUGAAACUUUCAAUUAUUUUAUUUCUUUGGUUGCCUCAUCUUGUUCAUUCAACUAAUAGCGAUGAAGAAAAAGAUGAACAAAAUUAUUUCAAUCAUUUUCAAUAUCAAAAUGUUGAAACAAGCGGGGCAGGAACUAGUGGCCAUGGAGGAACUGGAACUGGAAGCAUACUCCCAAGUACUGGAGGAUACUUUCAAGGAAUGACUUCUGGCACAGAACAUUCCCAAAAUUUGUUAGAUUCGAAUCGAGGUUUUGGCAAUAAUCCAUUUUUAAACUCACCUCAACAUCUACAAGUGAAUCCUUAUGGUCAAGUACCUCGAAAUUUUUGUGAUUUGCAAUUAGGAAAUAAUCCUUCUGGUCAAGAUUCUUCUCAAAAUCGGUUAAAUUUGGAUUUAACUCUUGGCAGUAAUCAAUCUGUAUACCCAACUCAAGAUCAACAUAUUGGUGCAGAAUACCAUCAAGGAACGAAUUUUUCUGGUCAAGUUACUUCUUUAAAUCAUUCAAAUUUAGAUUUAACUCUUGGAAUGAAUUCUAGUCAAACAGGUAAGAAUGGAACAGUAAUAAAAAUAGUAGAAAAAUAG
Messenger RNA from Meloidogyne enterolobii, 579 nucleotides. The record is from the annotation of a GenBank genome assembly. Lineage: Eukaryota; Metazoa; Nematoda; Chromadorea; Rhabditida; Meloidogynidae.